Molecule: messenger RNA, 1125 nt
Organism: Penicillium lagena
Lineage: Eukaryota; Fungi; Ascomycota; Eurotiomycetes; Eurotiales; Aspergillaceae
Product: zinc-dependent alcohol dehydrogenase
Exons: 4
Coding region: 1-1125 (374 amino acids)
Molecular function (GO): oxidoreductase activity; zinc ion binding
Source: RefSeq, a predicted model, not a curated record
AUGACAGCACCUAAGAUCCCAAACAUCCAAAAGGCUGUGGUCUACGACAAGCCCGGAACAAUCUCGACUAAAGUGGUGGAAAUCCCCGUUCCUGAACCGGGCAAUGGAGAGGUGCUUAUCAACCUGUAUGAAACUCAUUCUGGCGUAUGCCAUUCUGACUACGGAAUCAUGGCCAACACUUGGUCCAUGCUUCCGUCCCCGACACAGCCAGGCCAGAUAGGGGGACACGAGGGUGUGGGGAAAAUCGUGAAACUGGGGCCUGGUGCUGAAUUCUCCGGUUUGCAAAUUGGGAAUCGGGUGGGAGUCAAAUGGAUUUCGAGUGCUUGUGGACACUGCCAGCCUUGUCAAAGUGGUUCAGACGGACAGUGUUUUAACCACAAGAUCUCCGGAUAUUACACACCCGGUACGUUUCAGCAAUACGUGCUAGGGCCGGCGGGCUACGUGACACCAAUUCCGGAUGGACUUGAAGCAGCACAAGCCGCGCCUAUGCUCUGUGCUGGAGUGACGGUGUAUUCGGCCCUUAGACGCAGCAAGGCGCUUCCAGGCCAGUGGGUGGUCAUUUCAGGUGCAGGUGGCGGGCUGGGCCACAUCGCCGUACAGCUUGCAAGCAAAGGCAUGGGCAUGCGUGUGAUUGGAAUUGACCAUGGUAACAAAGCAGUGCUUGUUGAAGAAUCCGGUGCUGAACACUUUGUCGACAUUGCCAAGUUUCCAGCUGAUGACGAGGGCAAAGCUCUAACAAAACAUAUAAUGUCCCUGACAGAGGGACUAGGUGCCCAUGCCGCUGUGGUAUGCACAGCGGCAAACGCUGCCUAUGCGCAGGCCCUGCCAUUACUGCGUUUUAAUGGAACACUCGUCUGUGUUGGUAUACCAGAGCACGCCCCCAAGCCAAUUGCCUCAGCAUAUCCUUUCAGUAUGGUCAACAAGCAUUUGACUAUCACCGGCUCUGCAGUCGGAAACCGCCUUGAUACUAUUGAAGCCCUCAAAUUUGCUGCCCGCGGUGUCGUCUCUGCUCAUAUUCGCAUGGAGAAGAUGGAUGCCUUGACUAGACCUCGGAAUUACCCUCGCGAGGGUCCGAACCUUGGACCCUCGACCCUCACCUCGCGAGGGUCGGCCCAAAACUUUUGA